Molecule: messenger RNA, 1362 nt
Organism: Petromyzon marinus (sea lamprey)
Lineage: Eukaryota; Metazoa; Chordata; Hyperoartia; Petromyzontiformes; Petromyzontidae
Source: RefSeq, a predicted model, not a curated record
ACGCGGUCCUCAGGGGGGCCGCCUGCCGUGGAACACCUCGGCAGGCAUGAGCAUCCGGGCACGGUGGCCAGUCCGGUGGCGCUCAGUCAAGUGGAAUGCACUGCGGCGGUGCCCAAGACGACUUGGCAGAAAAGGCCCCUCGAAGUGCCCAUCACCAGUUUAGCCGAUGGCAUUGACAGUUCACGCAAUCUACGGGGGGGCAGGGUCUGCAUCUCACAAAGCGAGGGCAGAGACGAUGAGCUUGAUAGACCCUCAGAAACGAUGGCCGGGGUCCUGCCGGAUGAACGGAACGACGGCAGACGUGGUUUGACUGAGACUGCGACAGAAUUUGGUGAAGGUAGUAGUAGUGACCUGGAUGAGGGAGAAUUCAAGUGCGAGCGAGAAUCGAUGCCUGCGUGCGUUGCUGACAUCACAAACGACACAUCUGAAUUGGAAGACUUUGAAAAAAACGAAAAUGCAAUCAUACAGGACGGAGUCAAUGACGAGGCUGCUUCGACCAAUAUCAUCGGCACGUCGGUCACUUCUGAAGCGCGUGGAGGAGAUGCGGGACAUCUCAUCUCCUCCUCCAGCAGCAGCGAUGACGACAACGACGUUGAAUCAGAACGUAAAACCACAGCUGCCGAGUCACUUCAGCGGGAGCGUGCGAUUACCGACGACCGGCCAGAAGCGGUCGGCGCAGAGGUGAAAAUUGAAUUUCCACAGGACCCACCUAUGCAAGACCAACAGGUCCCCAUGGCAACGGAAGUGGUGGAGUCCGUGAUCAUGAUCGAGGAGGACAUCCUCACUGUCAUCCAGACGACCACGGUGGAGACGGAGGAGCUCACGGCAGACGAGGCAGACUUCAGCCUGUCCGAGGCACUCGACGAGCCGUCCGAGCGGGACGUGGCAGAGCGGCGAGCCGACGGCGGGGCCGACAAUGCGACGGAGGUGGACGUGGACACGGAGGACCUCAGCGUGGCCACCGACGUCAUAUUCUCAGAUCUGUCACUAACUGAAAAGACUGCGCGCCGUGCCGACCGAGGUGAAAAUGCCAGAGAUGCUAUAACAGAGGCUGCGCGAGGGGAUUCCCGUUCGAUGCCCGAUCGCGAAUUCACAGCUUGGCAACACGAUCAGAGGAAGCCGGUCAAAGCCCUCGAUAGAAGAAACAAUACAUCGAAAAUCCAGAGCUCGCGUAAAAGUCAAGACCCCAGGCCUGACCCACAGGACAAGAAUAAGAAGAAAGCAUCAGGUAGGAGCGCAGAGCCCACGAAACGAGCCGUCAUUCGUCUUAGAGCGCCCGCCCGGAGGAACGGCGCGGGUGACGCCGAAGUGUCGCACGUAGACGGAGAUCGAAAGGUGAUCGACGGCGCGUGGGUUUGCUGA